This is a messenger RNA of Leptomonas pyrrhocoris, 3290 nucleotides long. RefSeq lists its product as hypothetical. The record is from RefSeq and is a predicted model, not a curated record. The coding region runs from base 1593 to 3290 and encodes 565 amino acids. The transcript has a single exon. NCBI's taxonomy places the organism in Eukaryota, Euglenozoa, Kinetoplastea, Trypanosomatida, Trypanosomatidae. Gene Ontology annotation, molecular function: protein binding.
GUGUGAAGUCUCCGGCCUUCCAAAAAUUCCACCCGCCCGCCCCCGGUCCCUACCACGGCAGGGACCCAUGGGAUCUCUGGAAGGAUCCUUGAGUUGGGUAAUGUUUCCUAUGCACUUCGUAAUGCGAUGAUAUCUUUGAGAUUUGGCCGGGGCCAGGGAAAAAGCGAAAACAUUGAAUAAACUUGAGGGCAUUAUCAGAGGGUGACUGAUAAGCGAAGGAGGGUGAGGUUCCUAGAAGGCAGUGGUGGAUUAGGACUCGCGAGUUACGCAUUACACAAAUGUCGUGACAUUUCUUCCACUCUUGACUUCCCAACCUUCCUAUUCCCCUUUUUUGCUUUCUUUUCUGUUUGUUGAUUAAUAAACCUUUUUUGUUCCUGUUUGGAAUCUCCCCCUCUUUUCCUUCCGCAGCGACCAACGUGCGCCAAUUAGUCCAUCCGCGUUGGCUUCACCGCCUUUCUAUGGGCUUUUUAUGUUUUCGCUGACGAGGAAAUGCAGCGAUGCGUGCGGAGAAGUACCCCAGACAAAAUUAAACCAAGACGAAUUGCUUAUUAUUAUUAUUAUUAUUACGGGGUGUCCUUUUUCUUUUAUAGCUUUUCCAUUGACUCUUUUUGUUCUUCUUUGUUUUCUUUCGCAAAAGGGAAAAAAAAAUAUGAAGAGAGCGAACGACGGACAAAGCGCACCCAGCUGAGCGUUGAUGGCGCGCAACAGCGUAGAUGCCUUGUUAUAUGGCUGUCUCUCUAUACCUAUAAGCACUCCCGCAUGUAUUUCCUAUUAAUUUUUCCCCUUUGAUUUAUAACCUUCUGCUGCAUUCCAUUGGCACUGAGCCUUUUUGUGUUGAUGUGUUCGACAUGGAAGCGUUAACUUGCGUGUUUUUUUCCCCCAAGAAGCGUACCAGCACCAGUUUCCUUUGAUUGUGUCGCACAAGCGUGUGGUACGCUGCUGACGGGGGUAAUAGGAAGAGGAUCUUCGCUAACGUGCGAAGAGUAGACACAGAGUGCGUGAAGAGGAAUGCGCCACGGUAUGUGCUGUUGCCCGUGAGGAUGACCUACAUAUAUUUAUCUACUGUCGUUCGCUUGGAGGCGCGAAUUGUAUAUAUAAAGCCCUCCAGCGAAAAGAGGAGGCGAAUAAAAGCCCAAAGCAAGACGAAACGGAACGCGGCCAUCCUUGUGUAAGAUAAAUAAAAGAAGAGAAAAAUGUUGUUUUUGUAAACUGGCACGUUCCCGCACGUCAGGACAUCUUUUGGCGACACUGCCUCUUUUUAUGGAGGAGCGUAUUUCCCAUCGAUGACGACACACAAGAUGAAGCAGACCGUGCAGCGUUAUUGCGUCUGCAAAUGGGCAUGACAAGGAGUUGGUUGCCAGGCCGCCGAGGUGGAUGCAAUAACCCCCCCUCUUACUUUGGUAGGCGUUGCGAGCAACCAAAGCGUUUCAUUCCAGCGGUCGUCGUUCUCGAUGAGCUCGUAAUGAUUUUUCUUUUCUUGUUGUUGGUGUUCAAUUUGACUUGUGCGGCUCUCUCUCACUCCUUUUGCUUUCUGGUCUUCUCUCCUCUUCUUCAUCUUCGAGAGAACAGUAUAGUGCUUUAAGGAAAGAGCCAUGCAGCUCAGCCAGAACGUGGCUCGCACGACGGUGCCGUCGUACUAUCACAUCCGCACCAACCUUCCGCAGCGCAAACCGCAGAACCAGUGGGAGGGCGUGUACUACUUCAGCGGUAUAACGAAGCGUCAGCAACACGUCGUGCUGCUGCAGCGCAAGCGCGAACGGGAGCAGGUUCUCCGCCAGUACAAUCAGCGCGUGGCGUCCCUGCGGAGCCAAUACGCACAGCAGCAGCAGACCCCUCUCACGAACCUCGCCGCGCGUGUGAACUUGUCGAUGGACCUGGCCAGCUGCGGAUUGCAUACCGAGGCUUCCGCUUGCGUCGAUGCGAUGCAUCAGGCCAGGGAGCUCCGCGUGAUGGACUACGUGAACCUCCUACGUGCGCUCAAAGCGAGUGAGAUGGGCACUUGCGUGCUGCACAGCGAGGCGGGCUGCGAUCCGGCACUCACGUUUAAGCUGCUCGGCGAUCAGGCUGGGGAGGAGCGCGCGGCGGAGGCGUAUCGGUGGUACGAUAUGGCAAUGACCGCGUUGGCGCGUGAAUGCGGGACUGGGGUGCGGGUGGAGACUACGCCGGCCGCCUCGCAGCUGACAAACGCGCUGAUGGAGGCUCUCCUGACGUGCGGCUACGUGCACGUGAGGGCGAUUCCCGACGCGGUGUACGACCGAAUGGGAGCCCGCGGCAUUAACCCGACGAUGUCCACCUACGACAACGUGCUGUUGGCGCUGUCGCUGACGGGGAACGUGACGGAGGCCGAAGACGUCUUCCGCUUCGUGCGGCAUCGUCAUGGUGAGCACAUGACCAUUCACAGCUACAACGCGCUGCUGCUGGGCAACCGCGAGGCGAAGCUGUUCGACCGCUGCGACGGGCUGUGGCAGGAGCUGGUGGACCGCCGCUGGCCCCGUGCGAGCCCGCUGACCUCCGAACUGUACCUCCGCGGCGUCGUUGACCACUCCUACGCCCCCAACUCGGAGGGCCUGCAGCGUUUCGGCAACGUGCACGCACUGGAGAAGAAGAAGAUCCCCAUUGUGCUCGCGCAGAUGGAUGAGCUCGGUAUCCCGCGCACGCACCUCUCCAGCCCGCUGCGCGACGAGGUCGAGGACGCACUGCGGAAGUUCUCCAUUUACCGCGGCAAGUUCUACGAGUGGGGCCGCGCCGUCAAGCAGUUCGACUUCAUCGAGUUCCGCCGCCGCCACGGCUGGAUGUACGACCUCCACGCCAUGAAGAACACCACAAAGAUUCUGCCCCCGGUGCGCGAUCCAAGUCAGCCGGACAGCACGAUGGCGGCGGCCGCCACAACCGAACUGCCCGCCUUCUUCUCGGAGCGACACCCGUGGGAGCGGCCGGCGCUGGAGUCCAUCUUGUCCGUUUCAGCGGAGCGCGAACGGCUUGACGACGUGCGGGCAGGCGACAUCUACUACGACGACACGAAGAGCCUGCACGAGCGCAGCAGCACGUGGAUGAACGAGGUACCCGAGACGCGGUACGACCAGCUCUACGGCGUGAAUCACCCGGACGUAGCGAAGAUCGGCAUCCGCGCGCACCUGGAUGUGGAGUACACGAACCGGACGGAGGUGAUGGAGCGGGAUGCGGCGCUGGUGCGGAAGUCGAUGCGCCGCGGCCGCCGUCUGCGCCACCGCGUGGAGGUGUCCCGCACGCACCGCAACGAGGGCUCACUGACCGCGAGGGACAAGAAGUGA